CCCUGCCUCACAUGUCCAUUUUUCUCGAACACCUACAAAUACUACCUUCCUCCGAAAGCAUAAACAGGGACCGCACUCGCAGUUGCAGGUGUAGAUUCAUUUUUAUUAUUUUUUUUUCAAUUCACUUUUGAUUUUCCGAUCUCUCGAGGAGUUAUCGGAUCCGAAACUAUGGCGAAAAAUUCAAGGAAGGAAGAAACCGAGCUCAAGGUCUCGGGGAACUUACCGCUAUGCACGCCGCCGCAGACGAUUACCGCGCCUCCGCCGCAGAUUCUCGCUUCUAGAUUGCCGGAGAGUUCAGAUCUGCCGGUUUCCGAGGCUUGCGACAGGAGCGCGGACUCUGGUGGUGGGCCGGAGACUCCCGAUCUGGCGGUUCCGGUAGGAGGAAGGAAGAGGCCGAGGGAGGUUGCGCGGUGUGCCGGAUCGAAUUGCAGGAAACGGAUCGGACUGAUCGGAUUUCGGUGCAGAUGUGGAGAAGUGUUCUGCUCGGAGCAUAGGUAUUCGGAUCGGCAUAACUGCGGGUACGAUUACAAGUCCGCUGGCCGGGAGGCGAUCGCGAGGGAAAAUCCGGUGGUGAGAGCGGCGAAGCUGCUCAAGGUUUGAAUUCGAUACAGUAUUGAAUUGAACGGACUCAAAAGUUUUAGGGGUUUAUUAUAAUUAUAGCUAAUAUGCGUUUUGGGGUCAUUCCUAUAUUUAAUUAAAUUCGUCGGAAAUUUGUUUUAUGCUUCGACUCAAUAUUUGUGGAAUUAGAUCAGUGUUCAAAACGGCGCCGGAUCGGGCGGUGGUUGAUGUUUUGAUUGAUUAUACUAUACGACAAAAUUUAAGAAAAAUACUGUUUGGUUAGCUGAA
Molecule: messenger RNA, 846 nt
Organism: Andrographis paniculata
Lineage: Eukaryota; Viridiplantae; Streptophyta; Magnoliopsida; Lamiales; Acanthaceae
Product: zinc finger A20 and AN1 domain-containing stress-associated protein 5-like
Exons: 1
Coding region: 169-600 (143 amino acids)
Biological process (GO): protein ubiquitination
Molecular function (GO): zinc ion binding; ubiquitin-protein transferase activity
Source: RefSeq, a predicted model, not a curated record